AUGGAUGCGCUCCCCUCGUCAUGUCGGCUCAUUGUCGCCCUCCCCGCACGCAUAGCCUCGCGACAACACCUACCCGCACAAUUACGAGCAGCACGCGCCCCAGCACCAGCAUGGCGCUUUGCACACCAACGGCGGGGCAUAAGCGCCGUGUCGCAACGCGCGCCCGUGAUCGAUCGCUCAAAGUCGAAGCGCUUCAAAGACGCCGAUGAAGCCGUCGCAGACAUACAACCCGGCUCCACCGUCCUCAGCGCAGGCUUUGGGCUAUGCGGUGUCGCAGAUACGCUCAUUCAGGCGAUACAGAAGCGGGGUUCGCAGUCACUCCACAGUCUGACGGCGGUGUCGAAUAACGCUGGUAUCGAGGAUGUUGGAGGUCUGGCGCUUCUUACGAAAAGCGGACAGGUCAAGAAGCUUAUCAUCAGCUUCUUGGGCAACAACAAGGCGCUGGAGAAGCAGUACCUCAGUGGUGGCAUUGAGAUUGAGUUAUGUCCACAGGGUACGCUGGCUGAGAGGAUAAGAGCUGGCGGUGCAGGUAUCCCAGCUUUCUACACACCCACGGCUGUCAAUACCUUGUUGCAAGAUGGCAAGAUACCAGCCAAAUUCGAUAAAGAGGGCAAUGCGAUUGGGUUCGGACAGAAGAGGGAGGUCCGCGAAUUCAAUGGCAAGGAGUUCCUCAUGGAGACUGCUUUGACUGGCGAUGUUGCGAUCAUCCGCGCACACAAGGCUGAUGAAGCUGGUAACUGCGUUUUCAGAUACACCACCAAAGCCUUCGGUCCCAUCAUGGCCAAAGCCGCACGCCUCACCAUCGUCGAAGCCGAAGAAAUCGUCCCCAUCGGCGCCCUCAACGCAAACGACAUCGACCUCCCCGGCAUCUUCGUCGACCGCAUCGUCCCCUCCACCGCCCCCAAGAACAUCGAGAUCAAGAAACUCCGCGACCCCUCAUCAUCAGCCAAAUCAUCGUCCGCAGGCAAACCCAGCGGCCGCGAACGCAUCGCCCGCCGCGCCGCCAAAGAGCUUAAACACGGCUACUACGUCAACCUCGGCGUCGGCAUACCCACCGAGGCAGCAUCCUUCGUCCCCGACGGCGUCAAGGUCUGGUUGCAAAGCGAGAACGGCAUCCUAGGCAUGGGCCCGCACCCGACUGAGGAAGAAAUCGACCCGGACAUUAUCAACGCAGGGAAGCAAACCGUCACCCUCCUCCCCGGGGCCUCCACCUUCGACUCCGCUGAGUCCUUCGGCAUGAUCCGCGGCGGCCACGUCGACGUCAGCAUCCUCGGCGCCCUGCAAGUCGCUGCCAACGGCGACUUGGCUAAUUACAUGGUCCCCGGCAAGGUGUUCAAGGGCAUGGGCGGCGCGAUGGAUCUAGUGUCGAAUCCCGAGGCGACGAAGGUCGUGGUGGCGACGGAACAUGUCGCAAAGGAUGGGAGCAGUAAGAUUGUGCAGGAAUGCGGGUUGCCGCUGACGGGGGCAAGGUGUGUAAGCACAAUUAUUACGGAUUUGUGUGUGUUUGAGGUGGAUAGGAAGAGGGGCACGUUGACGCUGACGGAGACGGCGCCGGGGGUGAGUGUGGACGAGAUAAGGGAGAAGACGGAUGCGCAGUUUGAGGUUGCGGGGGAUGUCAAGGAGAUGGAUUAGGUGUUUGCAGAAUCAGAGCGUUCAGUUAUUACAUGGGCAUGGGAUGGUUCAGAUCAAAUUCAUAUCAAUAUGAGGUUACGCCUUAGGACUCUUCCAGGAAACAUGUGUAGACGUGAAGUAGGCUUGUUGACCAACAACGUGUUGCUAGUCAUUGUAUGGAGAAUUCAGGCACAAAGUUGACGACUUUGAGUAAUCAGAAUAUGUACCGGAAGCUAGGUAACAUGAGCUAUUUAUCUC
Messenger RNA from Parastagonospora nodorum SN15, 1869 nucleotides. RefSeq lists its product as hypothetical. Gene Ontology annotation, molecular function: succinyl-CoA:3-oxo-acid CoA-transferase activity. Gene Ontology annotation, biological process: ketone body catabolic process. The coding region runs from base 1 to 1632 and encodes 543 amino acids. The record is from RefSeq and is a predicted model, not a curated record. The transcript is spliced from 2 exons. NCBI's taxonomy places the organism in Eukaryota, Fungi, Ascomycota, Dothideomycetes, Pleosporales, Phaeosphaeriaceae.